AUGGCCUACAACGAUGAUGCCGUGCUGGCAAGGCUCUCAGCCUUAAAUGACAGCCAUGACAGCAUCGCUACUGCAGCACAAUGGAUCAUGUUUCACAGGAGACAUGCAGACCGUACAGUGCAACUGUGGGUGCAACGUCUGAGAGACUCCUCAGCUUCAAAGCGCCUCAGUCUCGUUUACCUUGCAAACGAGGUCGCUCAGCAAUCACGAAUUCGCCACAAAGAAGAUUUUAUCUUGGCAUUCUCCCCCGUUAUUGCGGAAGCAACAGCGAUUGCCUACAAAGGUGCACCUUCGGAACUCCAAGGGAAGAUAAGGAGGGUCGUGGAUGUAUGGAAGGACAGGACGAUUUUCGAGGCGCCCAUUCAAGAGGCGAUUGAUUCUCGCCUUGGAGAACUUGACAAGGCUAGAGGCACUGCCAAGCCAGCGUUUGGAGGCUCGCCAUUUGGAGGAUCGUCUAUGCCUUCAGAAUUCGCGCCAUUGAUUUCUGCGCAUCAGUCAGUUGCCAAAUUGAGUGGCCCGCUCAAGGGCACCGUUUCCGCAGCAGACCAGGAGUAUGAGAAGCAAACAGAUACUUCAACACCUGCUCCAUCUGCGCCAGUCUAUGCCGCUCGUCUUCAUGGUCUCCUCAAGACUUUGGCAAGUGCGGAGGUUGCCGUGGCGGAAUGUGUGAAGGCACGAGAAGGCCUUAUCUCGGGUCUGGAAAAGCUCUUGGACACGCACCGCACAUCACUCGAGGCAGACAAGGCUUCUGCCAGCAGACUGGCCAAGCGCAAAUCAGAAAUCGAGGAAAAGAAGCAGGUGGUGGAAUUGGCAAUUAUGCAGGCCUUGGGCUCUGGCGAGCAAAAUGGAUCCCCAGAUGAAACGGGACUGGACAACGAAUCUACCGAGCCAGAGAGGCCAAAGAUGGAAGCCCUCACGCCCCCAAAGAUGGAAGCCCUCACGCCCCCAAAGAUGGAAGCCCUUACGCCCCCAGCUAUGGAGGCUCUGACCCCUCCCUCAGCUGAAGCGGCACCUGUUCAUGCCGAUUCCAGUCUGGAGACCGCACCAGCUUCGACUACUACCAUUCCCCGGCAGAGUCUCCCCAUUUACUUCAGCGAGUCCAACAAGAGGCGGCGUAUCGACGACGACGGCGAAUUUCCCGACUUGGGUAACGACGAUGGGAUUGAUGCUGAUGUUGCCGAAAUGUUGAAAUAA
Clonostachys solani is the source of this 1194-nucleotide messenger RNA. The record is from the annotation of a GenBank genome assembly. Lineage: Eukaryota; Fungi; Ascomycota; Sordariomycetes; Hypocreales; Bionectriaceae.